Dermatophagoides farinae (American house dust mite) is the source of this 1932-nucleotide messenger RNA. Lineage: Eukaryota; Metazoa; Arthropoda; Arachnida; Sarcoptiformes; Pyroglyphidae. The record is from RefSeq and is a predicted model, not a curated record.
AUGAUUAGUCCAUUACUACGAUUAGAUGGAUUGAAUUAUAUGAAAAGAUAUUUCGAUAUGUACAAUGAUCCACAAAGACAAUGUAAACAAUUCGAUUGUGACCAGAUUAGUAAACAAUUUCGUUUAUCAUGGAUUGGUCAACAUCAUCAUGAGAAAUGUUCCAUUUGUCAAGUUGUUAGUUUCAUCGAAUUAAUUUUAUUAAUAUGCAUUAUCCAUCCUAUUGUUCAAAUGUUUCAAGACGAUAGCAAUACUUUUAAUAAUUAUCUUACUGCUAAUCUAUUUGCAAUCACACCAGUAGGUCGUCGUAUUCUUGUUCUGUUUAUCAUCAUGUUCGUCAUACAGAUCCAAUAUUAUCUUCAUCGGCUUUAUUACCGGAAUCAAACUGUUUCCAUUCUCAAUGCUGUAUUAUUUCAACAAGAUAGACAACAAUUUCAUCCACCAUAUCGUUAUCGCACUAGAAUGGCAGGUAAAGUAGCCAAAGAUAUUGCCAUGAUGGCGAUCAAAAUGGUCAAUCUUUUUAUGUUUAUAACUAUUUUGAUUAUCAUAUCAAUGGAACUAUUAUUAGUAAAAUUUAUCCUUGAAAAUUUGAACUAUUUUUUCGCUAUAUUCAACCGAAAUAUUUUGGUUUCUCUAAAUCACGCUAUGUGGCUAAUGUUAAUGACAUUCUUUUGGAAAUUAUAUGAAUUUUUCCAUGUUAUUUAUGCCCAAUGUUGUGCACUAUUUGCUCUUUGUUUAUUGCCAUAUCUGAUGAUCUUUCUGAUAAAUGUUUGGCAAACAAAACAAUUAUUAGUCAAUCUAAGCCGUGUAUCGAUUUUUCAAAGAUUGAAACGUUUUCAACAUUUCAAUACAUAUAAUCUGAAAUUAAUACAAUGGGGAAAUGUUUAUUGUGAAACGGUCACUGUAUUUAUAUUCGUUAAUGUUUCAAUCAAUUGUUACAUCAUCUUAUUCAUAAUGUCUGGACGUUCAGAUUUGGUCUAUUCUUUGGUUUUAUCCACUUUUGCUUGUCAACAAAUAGUGUGCAUAUUUGGUGUUCAUUUAUUGUUUGCCAUUUGUAAUCAAAAUUUUCAUGAAUCAUCUACACGAUUCUUGAAUCUAUUGGCUCGUGAAUCCAGUGGACAAUCCCGUAUGAAGAAUUUAUCAUUGUUAUUGAAACUGUCUAAUUAUGGCCAUGCAUAUCAUACUGAGAAUAAAUAUGGCUUUACAUAUGGAAAAUUGCAGCUCAUAUCGAUGCGAGAAUUUGUUAUGAUAACAUACGGAAAUUAGGAAAUCAACAACAUCAUCAACUGCUGAUUUAUUACAACCAUCAAUUAGUAAAGUAUUAAUGAUCCAAAACAAUCGAAAUUUCAUUAUUAUGGUCAAAUUAUAAUUGUUCCAGUGAAGUUUGAAUACCAUGGUUUCAUCUCUUCAAGAUUUUCACCACGUAUUAACCGUUUAAUAUUUUCCACAAUUUCAUGGGGAUUAUAAUUGGGAAUAAACGUAUUCAAACCGGGAGCAAUUGUAAAACCACGGAAAGGAUGACGUAGCGUAAAAUUGGUUUGAAACAAAUAUAGAUUUAUUAACAAUUAGUAUAUUCGGGUUGAAAAGAAAACAGAACAAACUUAUGAUGAAUAAUCGUAAAUCAGAGCGAAUAUUUAAGCUCGGAAAGAAACUCGAAACAGUUCCAUAAUUAAAUUAAAGAACACAGCUAAACUAAGCUGUUUCACAACAAGCAAUACCUUCCAUUCCAUUCACCAGAACAAAGGGAAUUAUUUUAACAAAAUAUUUGGGUUCGUUUUUUAAAUUAUCAACUUGAAGAUAAUUUAACAGAGGAUCAUCCAAUUGUGGGAAUAAUAUCCUUGUCAACGGAUUUAACUUAGUUGAUAAAUAUCGAGGACUUGCAGGAUAAUUUGCUCCACGUUUACGACUUCCAAAUUGACCAACAGGAAGCAAUAA